AUGGAGCUCCUGAGCCUGGUAUUGGGAAUGUGCGGAGAUGCCACGGACACCGAGGCACGGGCGCUGGCACGGCAGAGGGGCCGAGCAGACCGCAAGCUGUUCGAGCGCAUUGUCCGCCACAACCACUAUGAGGUGGAGGCGGCGCCACGGGAUGGUGAAUCACAAGAGGACUUCCCAGAAUGCGGCUUGUGGCCACUGGCGGCAGUGGUGAACCAUUCCCUGCAUCCGAAUGUCACCCGAAGUUUUCUGGGCCACCAAGUCUUUCUGCGGCUUGUGCGUGAUGUGGCUGCCGGGGAGGAGCUGGUGGACAACUAUCUCGACCCACGGUUGCCCCAUGAAGAGCGAGUCGCCUUCCUGGGCUCCGUGCAUGGAGUCGACGACGAGGGCCCGGACGAGUUCGACGCGGACGAGGAGCAGUUCGCCUCCAUCCAGGAGCGGCUCCAUGCAGCGAAAUGUAGCGUCGAGGCCGAAGUCUUUCCCGAGGCAGAGAGGGCCCUUGAGUCGGCGACGCAGCUUUGCAGGACUAGCGGCGUUCUUGACCCUGCCUUUACGGACGUCUUCUGGGCUUUGGCAGACUUGGCCGCUCGCAGUGGUAACGCCAUGACACGGCAAGAUCGGCUGAAUGAUGCCCUUCGCUAUGCCACUGCCAGGGAGCCUCACAGCACCGUGUCCUGUCAGUUGGCUGUGUGCCGAGCUCACGCCAUGGCGGAAGCAAGGUCCCAGGGGAGUGCCACUGUGCAGGAGCUGCGGCAGGCCGAGUCGGCCGCCCGGCGCCACUUCAGGGGCGUCUAUGGCCCGGACGCCGGGAUCUUCGAGCAUCUCAAUCCAGAGCUGGUCGACUCUCUGAGGAGCCUGCUGCCGCCAGCUGCGCCAGAUCGGGGCCCAGGCGUGAAGCACCAGAUCUAUGAGCGGAUCGCACGCAGGCAUUGCAUGGGACUGCACUGGGUGCUCACGUCGGAGAACUGCCAGGAGAUCUCGCCAGACCUUUACAUGUCCGUGAAGGUUUUUGCGGCGUUCUCUAUCGCCUUCAACGUGUUUGUUUACCUGAACACCGCAGGGCCCUCACGAAAGUCCAACCUCAGAGUGGAGUUUCCGGCUGGUGGUGCUAAGCUCCGGCUAACUGCAGCCUGCUAA
Molecule: messenger RNA, 1134 nt
Organism: Symbiodinium natans
Lineage: Eukaryota; Dinophyceae; Suessiales; Symbiodiniaceae
Source: the annotation of a GenBank genome assembly